AUGUUGCAACGUACGACCUCGCUGUUUGUGCGCCUACCGAAGGCGCGGCGACCCCGCGAAAGGCCGUGGGAAGUAUUUAACACACGUGAUUUUGGUUACAGCGAGGGCUCACAGAAUUACAGCAUGUGGAUUCUCUCGGCUUCAACCUGUGCGGCACUUCUGCUCUUCGAGGUCUAUCAGCAGGCGCGACGCAUCUUAGCGCGCGGUGACACAUGUCCCGCUUGUGAAGCAGCCCGUGAGCACUACAAAAAACGAUUGGAAAUGAAGGAAUUUGAGAUGCAGGAGGGAAUUCGUAGCGGGAGGCCCAUGUAG
Molecule: messenger RNA, 312 nt
Organism: Trypanosoma brucei brucei TREU927
Lineage: Eukaryota; Euglenozoa; Kinetoplastea; Trypanosomatida; Trypanosomatidae
Exons: 1
Coding region: 1-312 (103 amino acids)
Source: RefSeq, a predicted model, not a curated record